Molecule: messenger RNA, 1575 nt
Organism: Pocillopora verrucosa
Lineage: Eukaryota; Metazoa; Cnidaria; Anthozoa; Scleractinia; Pocilloporidae
Source: RefSeq, a predicted model, not a curated record
GGAGAGUUUUAAUGUACUCACACAAUAUUUUCGCAAGAAAGAGGCUAUGUACUAGUUUUGCCGUGAAACACGUGCCUUUUGGAGAGCGGAGAGAUCUUGUUUACAAUAGAAAUCGCGAAUAUUAAAUUCAGCGAACUGUUUGCUGCCACAAACGAGGUGAGCCGCUUCAAUCACCCACCUUUCGCAGUUCAAAACAGAAGCAAUGAAAUUAUUAUUGCCAGCAGCUUUAGCAGUCCUUGCAAUCCUGCGAGAAGUUAGUGGAAAUAAGGAUGGCACUGAAUGCGAACAAAGGACAGAAGAUGGCAAAUGUUGCGUGUUUCCAUUCACAUUUAUGGGUGAAAAGAUGCAUUUUUGUAUCAGUGGGGGACCCUCCGAAGAUGACUGGUGUGCGACUACAGAUGACUUUGACCGGGACGGAGAAUGGGGUCGCUGCACGGGAGUAAAAUGUUACAUUUGCUCCAGUGAUGUCUCCUGGUCGGACUGUGAAAACCAGCAGCAAGCCCACAACUGUCCGUAUAUGCACGAUCAGUGUCUGACACUCAGCAAGGAGGCAGGAGUCACUAACACAAGCUUGCUCUUCCUAAAGAGAUGCACAUCUAACACUCAAUGUACAGCGUAUAAUCCAACUUGCGAUCGUCCCGAUGUUCUAAAGUGCGACUUCAGCUGCUGCAUGGGAGAUUUUUGUAACGCUGCCUCGCUGCCUUAUUCGGCGGUUGGUAGUUUUGUUCAUAUGGCUGCGUGGAUUUUUUACAUGUAUGGCUGAUUGUCUGUGGUUAUAUGGCGUCAAAUUCAUGACUGUUAGGGUUGAAAAACAAUUCCACUAGUCCCUUCUUUAUCGCAUCUAAGUUUGAAAAUUUAGAAUCAUAUUUAGCGCCGGAAAAAAACUACCUCCAGAUUGAAGGUUGCCAACUAUUGGUUUAAUAAGAUAGAAAAACAAGAGAGGUAACACAAAGAUGGACCGAAGAGGACUGAGGAUGGAGAAGAUUAAAACGGAUUGCAACUGAUGAAAUUGAAAGACUAAGGCUGACCUCUUCAAGUUACAUUAAUCAUGAUGUAAAUUUACACGUAGCUUCAAAUUGCCAUAUAAUGUUGUGUGUUCGAGAGAAUUGAAUCAAGGACAAUAAUUCUCAACAUGGUAAGAACUGUUUAAUUGAGGUGGACCAUCUCAAUUUCUCAUUAACUGGCCAUACAUUUUAGGCCACUGGUGUCUCCAAAUUCUUUCCUGCCAAAUACAAUUAUGCAGCAGGAGAAUUACUGUUUUUUUUUAGCUAAUUAAGAAAUUGACAAUCUUAAAUCUUUGUACAUAAAUUUUCAUUGAGAAAUCAUGGACGAGAUGGUAAUAUUCUAUCACUACAGUUGUAAAUGAAAGGUGUCAUCUCCCUCCUCUAACGACAACAGGCUCAGGAUCAUGAACGAAGCUUGCGUCCAUUCUACCUCUAUCAUCUGUUAUACAAAAAAUAACAACAUAAAUGUCAUUAUUUAAAUCAGGGCGACAAUAAUUUUUUUUGAUGAACACUUGAAAUUGAGCAGUGGAUAUCUAUUAAGUAAGUUCAUGAAUAAAGUUACCAGGGGUGA